AAGUAUCUUUUGCUUUCAGGAGUCUCUUAACGGGCUUGACUACAUAAUGUAUCUGUUAGGAUGUCGAGUUGUUCGAGGACCAGACUGGACGUGGGGCGACCAAGAUGGAGGAGAAGGAGGUGUUGGAACAAUCUUUAGCACCGAUACCUUCUCCGAUGGUAGCCCACUGAAAAACCAAACAGUUGUUGUUUGCUGGGACACAGGACAAGAAGCCUAUUAUCGACUUGGACUGGAUGAAAAGUAUGAUCUGCGGAUCCUUGAUUCAGCUCCUUCGGGUGUUUGUUUUGAGAAGGUGAUAUGUGAUGGAUGCAGACAGAAUCCUCUCCUUGGAACAAGAUGGAAAUGUACAGAUUGUGAUGACUAUGAUUUGUGCACCCAAUGCUAUAAUAAUGAGGUGCAUGACUUGGAUCAUAGUUUUGAGAGACAUGAUCACUGCAAACUACAAAGGUACCUGAAAAAUAUACCAUAUGCUUACCCCUUAUGCAUACU
This is a messenger RNA of Actinia tenebrosa (Australian red waratah sea anemone), 489 nucleotides long. Its product is annotated as E3 ubiquitin-protein ligase MIB2-like. Gene Ontology annotation, biological process: protein ubiquitination. NCBI's taxonomy places the organism in Eukaryota, Metazoa, Cnidaria, Anthozoa, Actiniaria, Actiniidae. The record is from RefSeq and is a predicted model, not a curated record. Gene Ontology annotation, molecular function: zinc ion binding; ubiquitin-protein transferase activity. Gene Ontology annotation, cellular component: cytoplasm.